Molecule: messenger RNA, 1640 nt
Organism: Phragmites australis (common reed)
Lineage: Eukaryota; Viridiplantae; Streptophyta; Magnoliopsida; Poales; Poaceae
Product: myb-related protein 306-like
Exons: 2
Coding region: 565-1434 (289 amino acids)
Biological process (GO): response to auxin
Source: RefSeq, a predicted model, not a curated record
UCUCGAAUUCUCGUUCCUGACAACCGAUCGCUGGUACCGCUAUUGUAGGCUAGACUAUACAGAGCAGUGAGUACACUUGUCCCAUUGUUACAACUUGCCAUCUAUUCAACUAUUUUCACUGGCUCGUGCUACACGUAGUUUCAAAAUUGUUAUAGAUUACUAGAGACGGCGUGAAUAACGUAUGAUCUCACUCUAUCCGCGACUUCGCUUGUGGCGCGUGGCAGCGUUAGCUUAGUUUUUUUUUAAAAAACAAGGUCAGCUCUCGCCACAGGUCACCUCUUGCCGUCUAGCUACGUAUACUCCAUCCCCGGCACGCCGUGUAUACAGAUACAGCAUCUCUACGAGCUCCUGGACCCUUGUCCAUAUAUUAGUACUCCACGCGCGCCGGCCUUGCAUUGCUAAUCACCAUCGAUAUAAUCACACACGCUAGCUGCAACACUGCAAGGGCACAAGCUUCCUCACCAGGCCACUAGCUAACAAGAAGCUCAAAUCUUCUUUCCUCUCCUCUCUCGAUCGGUCGGUCGAUCUGUGUGUUGCUGGCUGGCAUCGACCGAACGGCGAUCGAUGGGUCGGCCGCCGUGCUGCGACAAGGAGGGCGUGAAGAAGGGGCCGUGGACGCCCGAGGAGGACCUCAUCCUCGUCUCCUACGUCCAGGACCACGGCCCCGGCAACUGGCGCGCCGUCCCAGCCAACACAGGUCUGAUGCGGUGCAGCAAGAGCUGCCGGCUGCGGUGGACCAACUACCUCCGCCCGGGGAUCCGGCGCGGCGGCUUCUCCGACAAGGAGGACAAGCUCAUCGUCCACCUCCAGGCGCUCCUCGGCAACCGCUGGGCCGCCAUAGCAUCCUACCUACCCGACCGCACCGACAACGACAUCAAGAACUACUGGAACACACACCUCAAGAAGAAGCUGCUCGUGCCCCAGCAGCAGCAGCAGCGCGCCUCGCCGCCAACGCCGUCCAAGGGGCAGUGGGAGCUCACGCUGCAGACCGACAUCGACCUCGCCAGGCGCGCCCUGCGCGAGGCUCUCUCCGUCGACGCCGCCGGCCCGACGGGGAGGACCACGAGCCCGGCGUUGUCGGCCGACGAGCAGGCAGUACAGGCGUACGCGCGCAACGUCUCCAGGAUGCCGGACGCGUGGUCGGUGCCAGCUGGGAAGAGCCGCGGCGGCAGCCCGGCGACGCCGACGCCCCGCGCGGCCGAAAGCGCGUCCGGGUCGACGUCGGACCUCACCGAAUGCUCCGGCUCCAGCGCGCCUACCAACUGCGCUGCACGUGUGGCGGAGCCGCUGUUCCGGCGCGAGGCGGACGCGGCAGCCGGGGAUGUGCCGCUGUCGGCGAUCGAGUCGUGGCUGCUGGAGGACGAAGGCGGCGAGCACCAGCCGGCGCAGGAGGGCCUGCUGCUCGAUACCGCGCUGCAUAAUUUCGCCCUCUAAAGUCUAAUAAUUAAUGGGAUGUCAUUAAUUAUGCGAAUUAAUUUAGACUCUCUAUGUUGCUUAAUUUAUCCUAGGUAAGAGUCGUUGCUGCAUUUCAUCCGUACAAGAGUACGCGGGUGACUGAUCAUUUGUAUUCCCAAAGUAAGAUCACGAUGAGAGCCAAUUUGAAAUGUCAACAAAGAAUUUGAUGAAAUUUCACGGAAAAA